UAUAUAAUUGCGAAACCCUAAAAGAUCUAUUUAUCCAUCUUCUUCUUCUUGCUUUCUUUCCUUAAAUCAUCUAAAUCUUCACGUUACUUCCUUAUCUGCAUUUCAACUUAACCAUGGCUUCGAUUGUCUGCUGUUCCGCUCCAUUUACGAUCCGAGCAUCUUCCGGAUCCGGGUCUAUGAAAAACUCGGAUCCAAACCGCAAGAAAACUGUUUCUUGGUGGGCUCCUCUCUUCGGCAUACCCUCCGAGCCGGAUUACCUCAACAUCGAAACCUCCUCCUCCGUGGCUCCGGAAUCGAACGGGUCGGGUCAGGAUCCGGGUCAAAAGCUGCGUCGUCGCGGGUGUCUCACGGAGGAGAAAGCUAGGGAGUUGAGGAAGAAAAUCGCAGAAGCUUCCACGUUCCACGAAGUUAUGUAUCAUUCAGCGAUUGCGUCUCGGCUCGCUUCUGAUAUCUCGGGUCGGGUCAAGGAAUAAAACGGAUCCGGGUCGCUAUUUUUCAGAUCUGGAAAUCAAUUUGUCGAAUCGAAAAUGUUUCCUCUUUUAGUUGUCGUGUUUCUGUAGGUUUCAGACCAUCUUCUGUCGGUGCUUGUUUUUCAUUGGAACCGUUGGAUUGGGUAUUGUCUUUUGUGUUGUAAAGUCUUGUUUUUAAGAACCGUUGGAUCUUUAGUUAAUUAAUUAAUUACUGUUUUCUUUA
Messenger RNA from Brassica oleracea var. oleracea, 693 nucleotides. RefSeq lists its product as uncharacterized. The transcript has a single exon. NCBI's taxonomy places the organism in Eukaryota, Viridiplantae, Streptophyta, Magnoliopsida, Brassicales, Brassicaceae. The record is from RefSeq and is a predicted model, not a curated record. Bases 114 to 473 code for a protein of 119 amino acids.